CAGCCAUGAUUGCAAACCGGAAGCAACAUCCUGGUCACUGAACCAAUCGCAGACUAGACGCCUCCACCAACGAGUCAAGGGGAAGGACGGAGGGAGAUUAUCAGGGAUCCAUAGCAGCGGCAUCAAUCUGGAAUAGAAGAAAAAUAACCGCAAUGGGAAGCUCCGACUCGAAACUGAAUUUUAGAAAAGCGGUGAUACAACUGACAACAAAAACACAGCCGGUGGAAGCCACAGACGACGCCUUUUGGGACCAGUUCUGGGCAGACAGCAACACCACAGUGCAGGAUGUGUUUGCACUGGUGCCAGCAGCUGAGAUAAGAGCUGUGAGAGAGGAGUCCCCAUCUAAUUUAGCCACCCUCUGCUACAAGGCUGUUGAGAAGCUAGUGCAGGGGGCCGAGUCUGGGUGCCCUGCAGAGAGGGACAAGCAGGUGGUUCUGAACUGCACCCGAAUUCUGAGCCGCAUCCUUCCCUACAUUUUUGAAGAUCAAGACUGGAGAGGCUUCUUUUGGUCUACAGUGCCCGGUGCUGGAAGAGCUGGAGCAGAAGACUUGGAUGAAGAUGACGGAGCUCGACCACUGGCUGAGUCACUGCUUCUUGCUAUUGCAGACCUGCUCUUCUGCCCUGAUUUCACAGUCCACAGCCACAAAAGGGGCCCAGACUCUGUGGAGAAUAUGCAGACCAUAGACAGUUGUGAAUACAUCUGGGAGGCAGGAGUAGGCUUUGCUCAGUCACCACCUCUCAACUACAUCCAUGACCUCAACAGGACAGAGCUGCUAAGAUUGUUACUGACCUGUUUUUCGGAGGCAAUGUACCUUCCACCUUCAUCAGACAACAGCAUCCUCAAUCCUUGGGUGACCUUCUUCUGUUCCACUGAAAACAGACAUGCCCUACCCCUGUUUACCUCUCUGAUCAAUGUGGUCUGUGCCUAUGAUCCAGUUGGAUUUGGUAUUCCGUACAAUCACCUGCUCUUCUCGGACUACCGGGAGCAGCUGGUGGAACAGGCUGUGCAAAUCCUCAUAGUCACUUUGGAGCAUGACGGUGGGCCCCCUCACAGGCCAGUUUCCCCAUCUAGCAUUGAAGAACAUGAGUUUGCAGGUCCUGAAAAUCUGUUUGUAAAUUAUUUGUCCAGGAUCCAUAGAGAGGAGGACUUUGACUUUGUAUUAAAAGGCUUGGCUCGUUUACUGACCAACCCUCUCACUCAAACUUAUCUACCUAACUCCACCAAGAAAAUUCAGUUUCAUCAAGAGCUGCUUGUUCUUUUCUGGAAGCUUUGUGAUUUUAAUAAGAAGUUCCUGUUUUUUGUCCUGAAGAGCAGUGAUGUGCUGGAUAUUCUGGUUCCUAUACUGUACUAUCUGAAUGAUGCCAGGGCUGAUCAGUCUCGAGUUGGUCUAAUGCACAUUGGUGUGUUCAUAUUACUGCUUCUGAGUGGGGAAAGGAACUUUGGUGUGCGCUUGAAUAAGCCGUACUCCCUGAAUGUGCCUAUGGACAUCCCAGUGUUCACAGGAACUCAUGCAGACCUUCUCAUAAUGGUUUUCCACAAGAUUAUCACCACAGGCCACCAGCGUCUUCAGCCGUUGUUUGACUGCCUGCUCACUAUCAUUGUUAAUGUAUCACCCUAUUUAAAGAGUCUUUCCAUGGUGGCAGCAAACAAGUUGCUCCACCUGCUGGAGGCCUUCUCCACCAACUGGUUUUUAUUUUCUGCAGCUCAAAACCAUCACCUUGCAUUCUUUCUCUUGGAGGCUUUUAACAAUAUUAUCCAAUAUCAAUUUGAUGGAAACUGCAACUUGGUCUAUGCUAUUAUUCGCAAGCGAAAUGUGUUCCACCAGCUGGCCAACCUGCCCUCUGAUCCUGCCUCCAUUCAGAAGGCUUUGCAGAAGAAGAGGAAGAUUCCGGAUGUUAUUUCUCGCACUAGCUCCCAGGAAACUGUGUCAAUGGAGGGCUCCCGCCCAGCUGUGCCAGCAGAACCAGGCACUCUGAAAACCAGUCUGGUGGCCAUUCCAGGCAUUGACAAACUGACAGAAAAAUCUCAGGUAUCAGAAGAUGGCACUAUGGUCUCAGUCCCAAAGACAGACUCUGCUCACCCUGACCCGAGUGCAGCCGCUGGCACCAGUGACACAGAGUCCAACUCCGGCAGAGACAAUGAGGAUGUUUUCUACACUGAAGCUGAAAUGGAAAGAAGGCGUUUGUCAAGUGCAUCUUCCGCAUCUUAUUGGGCUCCCACACCAGAAUGGGUCCUCUCCUGGAAGUGCAAACUCCCCCUUCAGACAAUCAUGAGGCUGCUGCAAGUUUUGGUCCCUCAGGUGGAGAAGAUCUGCAUAGACAAGGGUCUGACAGAUGAAUCAGAAAUUCUCAAGUUUUUACAGCAUGGCACAUUGGUGGGCCUGCUGCCAGUCCCUCACCCUAUCCUCAUCAGGAAAUACCAGGCAAAUGCUGGCACUGCAAUGUGGUUUCGCACCUAUAUGUGGGGAGUUGUGUAUUUGCGCAAUGUGGACCCUCCUAUCUGGUAUGAUACAGAUGUCCGGCUUUUUGAGAUACAGAGGAUGUAGGCUUGAUAAUAAUAAAGAAGCCUGUUCAGUGCCAGUGUUUUUCA
Periophthalmus magnuspinnatus is the source of this 2590-nucleotide messenger RNA. RefSeq names its product HID1 domain containing a (gene hid1a). The record is from RefSeq and is a predicted model, not a curated record. NCBI's taxonomy places the organism in Eukaryota, Metazoa, Chordata, Actinopteri, Gobiiformes, Gobiidae. The transcript has 19 exons. The coding region runs from base 153 to 2546 and encodes 797 amino acids. Gene Ontology annotation, cellular component: Golgi medial cisterna; Golgi trans cisterna; membrane.